GUGGCAUGAUACCGGCAUAGUUGUCUCACUGAAAUGCAAAUCCUCAUUUUUAUUUUUUCUAUUUUCAGGCCAGCUACGAUUCCAAACGCCGAAAUUCCCCUCGGCGAUCGUGUCAAUAUGGGUUUCUCCAGCACUAUCCUUGUCAAAGGCCGUGGCCAUGCCAUCGUCACAGCCACAGGUAUGAACACAGAAAUCGGAAGAAUUGCCAAGCGGUUGAUGGAUUCCGGUGAAAAUAGCAAGACCCCUUUGCAAAAGGCAUUGGAUCGCAUGGCGCUUGUUAUGCUUGCUGUGGCGAUUAUAUCCAUCAUCAUCACCUUUGGUGCCUCCAAAUUCCAUAUCAACGAUGAAGUCAUCCUAUAUGCAAUCUCGUUGGCCAUUGCUGUUAUUCCUGAAGGUCUUGUCGCCGUCGUAACCCUUACCCAAGCGUUUGGCGUGCGAUCUAUGGCCGACAAGAAGUGCUUGGUCCGACGACUGGCCGCCCUUGAAAGUCUUGGUGCGGUCACCAAUGUAUGCUCCGAUAAAACUGGAACCUUGACACAAUCCAAAAUGGUCUUGACUCGAUUCUGGCUCCCUGCUGAUGGUCACUUCAAUGUAUCUGGACUUGGUGUUAUACCAGAAGGCGAUAUUACUGCACAGGACUCCACCACCCCUGUGACUCAAGAAACCAUGUCCCCAGCCAUGACGCAGCUCAUUCAGAAUACCUCUCUCUGCAACACUGCUACCAUUCGUAGAGAUAAGGAAAAUGGAGAGUGGAUUACCCAAGGUGAUCCAACUGAAUCCGCUUUGCAAGUAUUUGCCCAUAAAGUUAAAAUGGGUAACAAGAGACUUACCAGCGAUGAAAAUGGGACACCAUGGACAUUGUUGGCCGAAUAUCCAUUUGAUUCCGGUGUGAAACGCAUGAGUGUCAUUUACAAGAACCCCACAGGUCAGGCCGUUGCUUUCCUCAAAGGUGCCACCGAACGGGUUUUAGCUUGCUGCAGCAGUAUUCAAUUCUCGGACCAAGAAGGUGGUGUAAGGCCCAUGUCACAACAAGAAAUGGAAGACAUUGUAUUCCCACAAGUGGAAAACCUCGCCCGUGAUGGUCUACGUGUCCUUGCCUUGGCAACCAAAUCCAUGAAAUUCGAAAAGGGCGAUAUUGGACCCGACGACUUGACCCGUGAAGAUGUUGAUGUUGACUUUACGCUCAUUGGUUUAUGCGGCAUUUACGAUCCACCUCGCGUUGAAUCAAAGCCUUCCGUCCAAAGCUGCCAUGAAGCCGGUAUCACUGUUCAUAUGUUGACAGGUGACCAUCACGCUACUGCCACCGCCAUCGCCAGAGAAGUGGGUAUUCUACCCGAAAAUUACGGCCGCGGAGUGUCCAAGGAAGGAGGAGUCGAUCAUGUUGUUGUCGGAGAAGAUAAAUUGGUCAUGACUGCCAUGGAGUUCGAUAAGCUCAGUGAAGAAACCAUUGAUGCCCUGCCAAGUCUUCCUUUGGUCAUUGCUCGCUGUUCACCAGAUACUAAAGUCAAGAUGAUAGAAGCUCUUCAUCGCCGUGGAAAAAUUGCUGGUAUGACUGGAGAUGGCGUGAACGACAGUCCAAGUUUGAAAGAAUCCGAUAUUGGUAUUGCCAUGGGACAGACUGGUUCCGAUGUAGCCAAACAAGCCGCCGACAUUAUCUUAACCGACGAUAACUUCUCUACCAUUGUCCUUGCCAUUCAAGAGGGUCGCCGUGUCUUCUCCAAUAUUGCUCGCUUCGUUGUCCACAUGAUUUCCGGCAACGUCGCUGAAGUGGUUCCUCUUCUCAUUGGUCUUGCCUUCGUUGAUGUGGAUGGUACCUCGGUCUUCCCUCUCUCACCCGUUCAAAUUCUUUUCAACAAUAUCCUGACCAGUUCACCUCCUGCUAUGAGUCUCGGCUUGGAACCUAUCUCGGAAGAUGCUAUGAAAGUGCCUCCUCGUCGCCGUAGUGAGGGACUGUUCGCCUGGUCAAAUGUCAUUGAUAUCCUCUUUUACGGUUUUAUGAUCGGUAUCAUCUGUCUUUUGAACUUCAUCGUCGUUAUUUACGGCUAUGGCGAUGGUAACCUUGGCCAAUACUGUAACGAAGGAUUGAACCCUGGCUGUGAACAGGUCUUCCGUGCUCGUGGUGCCUUGUUCGCCGCUUUGACCAUCCUUAUUCUCCUCCAUGCCUUCACGUGCCGAGACCUUAUUCACUCUACCUGGAACUGGAGAUAUCUGAGAAGAAACCAUAACAAGUACCUGUUCUACAGUUUCGGUAUUGGUUUCGUCCUAUUGCUCAUCACCUUGUACGUACCCGUUUUGAAUACCUCCGUGUUCAAGCAUUCCCCCAUUGACUGGGAAUGGGGCAUGGUCGCUGCAUCUUGCGUAGCGUAUAUUGCCUUUGCGGAGCUUUACAAGGCUGGUAAACGGGCGUUGCUUCGUAGACGUGGAUAUCGCGUAUAAAGCCUCUACGCCGAAGAAAAAAAGGCAUUGUUGCCUCACAAUUAUAAAUAUGUCCUGAAUCCCCCUCCCUCACUGAUUCACCCUUCACAUCAUUUUGUACUGUAACUUCUUACAUAUUAUAAAUAGCAAAUACAUACAGCAAAUUACGUUUUUAUAAACCAUUUAUUACACUUUACA
Messenger RNA from Umbelopsis ramanniana AG, 2613 nucleotides. RefSeq lists its product as uncharacterized. The transcript is spliced from 2 exons. Gene Ontology annotation, molecular function: ATP hydrolysis activity; ATP binding; P-type calcium transporter activity. Lineage: Eukaryota; Fungi; Mucoromycota; Umbelopsidomycetes; Umbelopsidales; Umbelopsidaceae. The coding region runs from base 34 to 2436 and encodes 800 amino acids. Gene Ontology annotation, biological process: calcium ion transmembrane transport; intracellular calcium ion homeostasis. Gene Ontology annotation, cellular component: plasma membrane. The record is from RefSeq and is a predicted model, not a curated record.